Molecule: messenger RNA, 1471 nt
Organism: Daphnia carinata
Lineage: Eukaryota; Metazoa; Arthropoda; Branchiopoda; Diplostraca; Daphniidae
Gene: Rpn6
Product: 26S proteasome non-ATPase regulatory subunit 11-like
Exons: 7
Coding region: 101-1336 (411 amino acids)
Biological process (GO): ubiquitin-dependent protein catabolic process
Cellular component (GO): proteasome regulatory particle, lid subcomplex
Molecular function (GO): structural molecule activity
Source: RefSeq, a predicted model, not a curated record
CAGGUUGCUGUUAACUUCAACCCUCAAACAGUCACCGGGUUUUUGUGCUGUCGUCAUUGUCGUUCCUGUAGAAUUAUUGUUUCUCCUGUCUUAACCUGUAAUGGCAGUGUUGCAAACGAUGGCAUCAACUCGAGAAGUUUUUGAAAAUACCACUUUCGAACCGAUGGAAAAUGGAGACAACGAUGAAGAAGCUAUCCGUAAUAAAGAGCAAGAAAUUCUGGAACUCGGAGAGAGAUACAAGAAGGAAAAGAAAGCACAGGAAUUAGCACAGCUUAUACGAGAUGUCCGACCAUUCCUUGCCAUGAUCAGCAAAGCCAAAGCAGCUAAACUUGUACGUGGACUCGUUGAUCUGUUUCUCGACAUGGAGGCAUCAACAGGAACUGAAGUUCAACUGUGCAAGGAAUGUAUUAGCUGGGCGGUGGAGCAAAAGGGCACAUUUCUUCGUCAGAGUUUAGAAGCCAGACUGAUUGCACUGUAUUUCGACACUAAACAGUACUCAGAAGCAUUAGCUCUUGGUGCAACAUUGCUCAAAGAAUUGAAGAAAUUGGAUGACAAAUACCUUCUUGUGGAGGUUCAACUGUUGGAGUCGAAAACCUAUCAUGCGCUUGGUAAUUUGCCGAAAGCCCGUGCAGCCUUAACUUCUGCCAGGACUACAGCGAAUGCUAUCUAUUGCCCUCCGAAGCUUCAGGCCGCUCUUGACUUGCAGUCGGGAAUUUUACACGCCGCUGACGAGCGCGAUUUCAAAACCGCAUACUCUUACUUUUACGAAGCUUUUGAGGGCUAUGACAGCAUUGAUUCUCCUAAAGCUGUAACCGGACUCAAGUACAUGUUGCUCUCAAAAAUUAUACUAAACACACCAGAUGAUGUGCAGAAUAUUUUGAGUGGCAAAUUAGCUUUGCGUUAUGCCGGUCGAGAAGCUGAAGCAUUGAAAGCUAUUGCCCAGUCGGCAAUUAAGCGAUCUUUAGCCCAGUUUCAACAGGCAUUGGUAGACUACCGUGCUGAGUUGGUAGAAGACCCUAUUAUUAAAGCCCAUUUGGAGUCGUUGUACGAUACCAUGUUGGAACAGAACUUGUGUCGGAUUAUCGAGCCUUAUUCCCGCGUCCAGGUUGUACACGUCGCCAAGAUUAUUGCCCUGCCUGUCGAUCAAGUAGAAAAGAAGUUGUCGCAGAUGAUUUUAGAUCGCAAACUAUCUGGCAUUCUCGAUCAAGGUGAUGGGGUGUUGAUAAUCUUUGAACCUACCUGCACAGACUCCACGUAUGAGGCGGCAUUAGACACGAUCCAGAACCUCGGCAAAGUGGUGGAUACAUUGUACCAGAAAGCAAAGAAGCUAACAUAAGAUGUAUCAUUUAGAAGCGGAAGAAAAACAAAAUAAGCGUUUACUUAGUGUUUCAUCGCUUGUUCCGAAAAAACACCAAACUUCAACAGGGAUGUUGAAAACCGAGUAAAUAAAAAAAAACAUUUCCUACGUUAA